CUUAGAUAUAUCAGCUCCCUCUUCUCAACCACCUCGUCCAUGACAAAUUAGAUUUCUCUAGUGAUCUCCAACCACUUCUAUAUCUUCAUCUGCCCUUCACACUAAACAAUUCCCUCACCUUCACACACAAACAACACCCACCUCCAUGGGAUCCCUUUCCUCCCAGCUCCCUUCUCCUUCCCCCGCUCAUCCUUCUUCCACAACUACUCAUAAAAUUUACGCCUCCUUUUGCACAGCCAUAAUCUCCAACUGGAUUGAAUGUUACAAUCCAUCAGUUAAUGUAUGGCACCGAGUCACCACCAUCCCUGGCCUUAUCGAAAACCAGGUUUUAAAGGGUUUUUCCAUGGUCUCCAUUGGUCACUUUAUUUACAUUAUCGGUGGCAGACUCUGUCAGAAAUUGUCAGGCCAUGAACCUGACGAAAUCUUUGAGGUUGAUCUUGAAGUGCUUCCACGGGUUCUACGUUACGAUGCGGUUAAUGAUGUUUGGUCAAAAUGUGCUCCCUUACGUGUCCCCAGGUUUGACUUUGCUUGCACUGUGUGUGAUGACAAAAUCUACGUGGCUGGAGGACAAUCAAAGUUGUCAGGGGCAUGUGGAACUUCUUCUGCUGAGGUGUACGACCCGGGCCUUGACGAAUGGAAACUUUUGCCUAACAUGAACAUGUUGAGAUACAAAUGUGUGGCGGUGACGUGGCAAGGAAAGAUCCACGUGGUAGGUGGGUUUGCAGAGAAGAGAGAUGUGGAUAGAAAAAUUCCAUCGUGGGGAAUGAUGGAGAGGAGCUCAGCUGAAGUGUACGACUGGGAAAAUGCCAAGUGGGAUGUGAUUAGAGGGAUGUGGCAAUUAGAUAUCCCGCCAAAUCAGAUCGUCGCCGUUGAUGACAAACUUUUUAGCUCCGGUGAUUGCUUAAAUGCAUGGAAAGGACACAUAGAAGCAUUUGAUGGGAAACUGAACAUAUGGAACGAGGUAGAUGGGUCACAUUUAGAAACACUAUCAUCUCCAGUAUCAACAUCAGUAGCAAAUUGGCCACCAAUCAAAAGACUAUACCUUACGAUGGCUCCAAUAGGGACACAGUUAUACUUCUUGGCAGGUUACAGGAUGCCGGGGGAGAUAUCGAGAUCCAUGUGUAAUGUGCACGUGUUUGACACAUCAGCAAAUGGUGAUGGGUGGACUAGCUUGGAGCCAAUAGACGAGGAAGGAGAGAAAGAGCUUUGCAGCCACUGCUGUGUCCUCAGGCAACCGCAGAUGUAGACACAGCAUCAAGGAAAAACCAUUAUCAUUCACCAUAUUAUUUAUGACACUUUAUUAAUGGUAAUAGUAAUAGAAUCGUUGUAACAUAUCGACAAGUAUUGCAAUAAUAGGGGAGUUGGGAUCAUUACCAAUCACAAGUUUUCCAUUAAAUAAGAUCCAUCUUCAACCUAUGGUCCUAACUUUCAUAUGUGAUUUCCUUUAUCACAGAAUUUUCCUUGUAAUAUCCUUCUAAUCUGAAUCAAGAAGAGCAUUACUGCUUUU
This is a messenger RNA of Mangifera indica (mango), 1507 nucleotides long. Its product is annotated as kelch-like protein 8. The coding region runs from base 146 to 1246 and encodes 366 amino acids. Lineage: Eukaryota; Viridiplantae; Streptophyta; Magnoliopsida; Sapindales; Anacardiaceae. The record is from RefSeq and is a predicted model, not a curated record. The transcript has a single exon. Gene Ontology annotation, molecular function: protein binding.